This is a messenger RNA of Aspergillus wentii DTO 134E9, 2148 nucleotides long. RefSeq lists its product as uncharacterized. Bases 1 to 2148 code for a protein of 715 amino acids. The transcript has a single exon. The record is from RefSeq and is a predicted model, not a curated record. Lineage: Eukaryota; Fungi; Ascomycota; Eurotiomycetes; Eurotiales; Aspergillaceae.
AUGGCGCCUUCACAGCGGUCCUCAAGAGCAUCUCACCCUGUUCGUUCUAGUCGCACAAAAGUUCAAUCAUAUCAUGAAGAUAGCAGCUCGGAAGACCAUCCUAAUGACAGCGAAUCUGACGAGGGGCAUUCCAGACGACUGUCGUUAUCCUUGCGCCCGCGCAGCUCAAACCGUAUGCCGCCAACGUACCGCGAGGAAUCGACUGAUGGCGAGGUUAACGAAGAGCCCUUGGAUGAAGAUGAUGAAAAUAUCACUGUACCUACCGAACAAGAACCUCAUCACGCACAGGCAUUCCCCGAACCAAGUAACAGUCGCCGCGUACCACCUCGGGCUCGGCGCAACCGGACAGUCAAGACUAGAUCCCAAACCAAACGCUCGAAGAGAUCAUUGAAUAAGUCACAUUUAGAAUUGGGAAGACCACUCAGCAAGCGCAAGAAGGUUGAAGUGGUUGAAACGACAUUUGUUGGUUCUGGUGUGAUACCUCCAUGGCAAGACCUCCCCUAUCACAUCCUGUUCGAUAUAUUCCUCCGCGCAUCACACCCCCUAGUCGACGAAGAAACUUUCAGCCGACAUAGUUCAGUCCAGUGGCUUGUGAGCGUUGCUUUGAUUUGCCGAUCUUUCCAUGAGCCUGCGCUGGCCGCUCUCUACCGUUGCCCGCCACUGAUCCCAAUCACUAAAUCUCACGGAUUGUUGAACUUGCUGUCCCAGCCCCCAGAAACCUUGUCGACCAACUACGCAAACAAAAUCAAGGAGCUCCACGUUGAUGUAGAGAACCUUCUCCUUUACAAAGGUGGGCCUCUGGGUUAUUUUGAAUUGUCUAGGCUGGUGGAAAGGAGCCCACAAGUCAAAAGAAUGCGACUCUAUCACCAGCAGGACUAUGUUGCAGGACUUCCACCAUGGCAGAUUGUCCGUUCAAAGUGGAACUAUCCAGAGUCUCUGUUUACUUCAAUAAAUUCGACUUCGAUUGUACUGCGCAGCUGGGAUUGGAACAGCCGGUUCAUGGACACAAAGCAAUUGCUGCCGGUUAUUUUGGGAAAACAUCUACUGCCUGCUUUCCAUGGUCUGCGGGAACUCAGGUUGUUGCAUGUGUCAUCCGAAGAUUUUGAGAUCGAGCAAGGUGAUGAGGUCUCAAAUGAAAGAGAAGUGGUUCUGGCCAUGGCCCUCAAGGAACUCCCGGAGCUGCAUCGGAUUGAAUUCUUGGAUUGUUCAAUUGUCAAUGAACACCUUUUGCCUAAUUUGCCGUCAACACUUACAUCCCUCACCAUCAACAACUGCGAUGAAGUAACAACAUCGAGCCUCGGCGCAUUUCUCACUUCCCAUGGCCAAACCCUUCGCGAAUUGAAUUUGAGCCACAACCGUCAUCUAAGUAUGUCAUUCAUGGUUACUCUGGGGCAAUCUUGCAAGCAGCUCGAAAAGCUCAAGAUAGACAUCUCAAUACACGACUCCUCCCCUUAUCAUGAUGUUGAGCCCCAUUUUGGAGAGCUCAUUGGUUCUUCAGAGAUCCCAACCUGGCCGGCCACGCUGCAGGAUAUCGAGCUGAUCCAACUUCGCAAAUGGGAUGACACCACUGCAGAGGUUUUCUUCACAUCUCUGAUGGAUGCAGCAUCUGAGCUGCGUGACUUGCGACGGCUUGUAAUUAGUGCAAUACUGAAGAUUGGGUGGCGGGAUCGUGCAACCUUUCGAGAAAAGUGGAUUGGGAGACUGGAGAAGGUAUUCCUGCGGCGGACCACACCCCCCGACUCAACCCUCUUCACUAUACCGCGCGAUCCACCGCAACCGGAGCCUGAUCCCUUGGAAGCAGCAGAAAAAACGAUCGCAGAAGAUACUGCUCAGUCUGAUGCACAGCAUAGUGGUCCAUCUACUCCAUCAAAACGUAAAAGUGCUCGCAUUGCCCAACGCAAAUUCUCAGAAGUGGAGGAUGAUUCGUAUCUUAGCGCAUCAUCGAGCCGAGCACCAAAUGGCGAUGACGCUGAUAAACAGGCUCUUACUAUCCAGGGCAUGUGUGAUGUCGUGAUGAUUCGAAUUGACAACCAACGCCCGACCGAAACGCAAUUCAACGAGCAAGACUUUCUUGACGAAGAAGCUAGCGGUGAUGAAGACUGGGACGGAAACGAUUGGGACGUUGCAGAUGGAGGUCAUGCAUGGUAG